AUGGCUGCAGCUGGGCCCUACAAGUGGGCUCACUUGGAGAACAUCGGGGAUGUUUACACCCCUCGAACAGGACACGCAGUUGUAAACGAGGACGGUGUCUUCUACCUGUUUGGAGGCACUGAUGGAGCUGCUCGACAGAGUGACGUCCACGCGUACAACGUGGAAACCAACCUAUGGCAAGAGAUCCGCGCCUCCGGCCGUGCCCCUCCGGCCCGCAGUGGAGCGCAGGCGGUGGUCUGGAAUGGAAAUGUGUGGUUCUUUGGAGGCUACACCAAGAAGGAGAGGAAGGAGCAGCUGAAGGAGGGGAAUCACAGUCAGUUGUGGUUUAAAGAUGCAUCACAAUAUGCACCUUCCACAGACCUGGCUGCAGCCUUGCAACGGGUGCAGAGCUUUCCACAAGGGAGCGUUGACUAUGAUGCAGCGGUCAUCGCGUGUGGUCGAGCGGUGGAGUGGCAGUGGGCUUUGCAGCUGCUGACGUGGUCCCGUGGCACAGGGUGCGUUCGUCCACCCUGCAAUCCGGCGAUUUCUGCUUGCGCUCGGGCAAUUCAGUGGCAACGUGCUGCGUUGCUACUGCGGACUAUGCAGCAACGAGGACCACAACCUUCCGUGAUCACUUUUGGAGCUGUCCUUGAUGCAUUUGCCAAAGGAGCAGAAUGGCGAAGAGCGCUUCAUCUCUUCAAUGCCAUGCGCCCACGAUAUUCAGUCGCCCCUGACCACGUGGCGGCCACUGCUGUGAUCAGUGCAUUGGCUGCUGUAGCUCGAUGGGAAGAUGCUGUGGCACUCUUCGACAAGAACCAUCGAAGAUAUCCAGGUGAUGCUGUGAUGCUAAGCGCUACCGCGGCGGCUUGCCGAAAUGUAUGGGAGGUGUCAUUUGCUCUUCUACAAAUUGGAGUGAGUGCACGCCUUCUGACACCUGCCCUUUGUGGGACCUCCUUGACGGCAUGUGCAUCCCCUUCACUAUGGCCGAAGGCAGCUGCUUUGCUGGCCUUGAUGGAACAGCAGUCUGUGGAGGUGGGUGAAGCGAGCCUUGCGGCAGCGGCAAACGCGUUUUCGAUGUCUUCUUGUUGGAGAGAGGCUCUGGAGCUACUUGUACCAUGGUUUUCGGUGGCUGGAGGCGCCGCGUUGUGGGGAGCCGCGAUCACGGCAGCCUCGCGGGGACAUCACUGGGCGCAGGCGCUGUCUUUGCUUGGCAGGAUGAAGGAUGCCUUGGUUGAAGCCAAUGAGGCCUGCAGCAGUUCUGCCAUGGCAGGCUGCGUUCGGGCAUCCCGAUGGGACUUGGCCUUUGCCCUUUGGCCGGAGCCCAACACAGGUGCUGUCCUGGCGGCUUGCCAACAUGCAGCACUUUGGGAGCAGGCCUUGCACGUGAUUCGCCAGGCCUACCUGGGAGGUCAGCGUGGAGUUGUGUUGCGUGCUUCAGCAAUUGCAGCUUGUGCAGAGGCGUUUCAAUGGUCGUGGGCCCUGAGAUUGCUAUCCCCACUGAGUGCAAGAGAUCCUCUGCCAAACGCUGUGUGCUUUGGAGCUGCACUACAAGCCUGUCGACGAUCCUCGCCUCCCAGGUUUGGGGCACCAGUGGGCACGCGCGCUGUGGCUCCUGGGGGAAGAGAUGCCCCGCCAUGGUCUAGCCCCGGACUUGGUGGCCCACAUCGCCGUCCUCGUAGCCUCCGAAAGGAGUCAUGGACCUUGGACCCGAAUUCUCCUGAAUUUACUUGCAGCAGGUCUCUGGCAUGCCAGAGGCUCUUUGAGCACCGAUGGGACCGAAGGGGAGGUGCUGAGAGCUUCGAGGUUUGA
Messenger RNA from Durusdinium trenchii, 1788 nucleotides. The record is from the annotation of a GenBank genome assembly. Lineage: Eukaryota; Dinophyceae; Suessiales; Symbiodiniaceae.